AUGUUUACCAUCCUGUGGAUACUGCUCAGCUUUGCUCUCCCAGUGUUGGGGCCCCACAUCCCUGUAAGCUGCCCCAAGGCCAAGGAAUGUGUCCUGGCCCUCCUCUCCAGCAAUGACGUUGUCUUGGAAUGCAGUGUUUCCGGUGCACACUGGUUAAUUUCUGGGCCCGGUAAAGAUGGUAAGCCCAUCGACCCGUCCAGUGUUCCCAAUAUAAGAAAGAGACCAGACGGUGGGAUCCAUAUCCAAAACCCGUUACCGUCCAACACGGGCCUCUACCAAUGCCGGGACGAGAAUGGAAACCAAGUGACCAGUUACAAGAUUGAUUUCCAGGACAUCAACAGGCUGCAUGCCACCCAUAUAAACCUGGAGCAGAAGCCCCUAAUGAAUCAGACACUGAAUCUGGGCCACAGAGAGAUAGUGUAUACCCAGUGGGGACCUUGGCAGAGAUGCAGCAAAUGUGACAGUCUGGGAGAGCGAAAACGCCUGGGUUACUGCUACAUCAAGGAGCCCUUGGAGGAACCUGUCCCCUGCGGGCUCUACCUUGGAGGUGUGGACGUGUUCUAUGCCCGAGUAAGGCCUGAGAUGCAGGUGGAAACCUGCUAUGAGAACUGCGGAGGCGAUCUGAUGGGUGGACACUACAUCAUCUUUGAUAACUUCAGGUUCACGGAGGGGUCUGAAUCGGCACUGCUCACCUGUCCCUUCGCAACCAUCUACAGGCCCGUCCACUGGGAAGUCAACGACAACCCUCUGACAUGGCAGGACCAGCUCUCUGGCCAGGAGAUCAACACUGUCAUGGACCUACACAGCGGUGGCCAGCACCUCAAGGUCUUCCAGCCAGCCACUUACAGAUGUUUUGUGGCACAGGAGCUCAUAGCCCAGUUCAACCCCACACCCUCUACAUGUCAGCUGGAGGCUGAGAGACAAGCCAAAGCCCUGGGACCUUGGAGGUCCAGGAUCCAGCCAGGCAAGGCGGACUCCGUUCUUAGGGGAUUGAAGUUACUGCUGCUGAUUGUUUCUGUGCUGGCCGUCGGAGGGUUUCUCUGUAAGGUGGUCUUCCGUCCUGCCUGCGGCGAGAAGAGGAAUCAGGUCCUCCUGGUGAAAUAAACUGAGCCUUCUGUAGCCAAGGGGACCUGGUAUCUCUCCACUGUCCCGUCCUUAGCUCUAGCCACCCAUAAGCAGCACCCACCAUGCGAGGCCCUGGAGGUGUGUGAGCCAACACAGACCAGGUUGAAAUCCAGGGGCCACUUCACUCCUUGUUGUAUUCCCUACUCGGCUAAUCUAUUGAUAACGUCAUUGUACAGAUAGGAAAACUGAGGGGAGUCUGUCUAGUCAUUGGAGAUUUGGAAUUCUUGGGUUCCCCAGAAGGAGAAAGGGAGGGAGGGAACCUUCGCAGCGCUCUGUGGUGUGACUUUCUCUGAGGAGGUGUGAACAACCAUCUAUUCAUCCCAGAUCAGACACUAAUGACAGACUAAAGAAGUGACUAUGUAAAACUG
Messenger RNA from Rattus rattus (black rat), 1493 nucleotides. It is a transcript of the gene Fam187b, whose product is annotated as family with sequence similarity 187 member B. The record is from RefSeq and is a predicted model, not a curated record. Lineage: Eukaryota; Metazoa; Chordata; Mammalia; Rodentia; Muridae. The transcript is spliced from 2 exons. Bases 1 to 1104 code for a protein of 367 amino acids.